Messenger RNA from Chilo suppressalis (striped riceborer), 1520 nucleotides. Lineage: Eukaryota; Metazoa; Arthropoda; Insecta; Lepidoptera; Crambidae. The record is from the annotation of a GenBank genome assembly.
CAACACCUAAUUUAAUUAAGUACAUAGGUGUACCUACCUAAUUAUCAAGAUAUACGACAAUCACUCACGCGCGCCUAUGUGCUUAUCAUUGGACGUGCUAAGUAUUUAUCAGGAAUAAUAUCAUAACUGCACAUUACCUACAUCCACCGUUGAGUGAAAACAGAUGUAAUUAAUAACAUUUCUAAUUUAUUAAUAGUGCGUGAUUGUGACAAUGUGGGUACUUAGUUUGAUCGGUUUAAUUUCACUGGUUCUUUUAUACAGUUUGAGAUGUAAAGAUUCGAAGCCCAUCUUUGGUGUGUAUACAGUGGCCGGAAAAUGGUAUUAUCUGAAGUAUGCUGUGUUUGCGCUGAUUUAUUAUUUCAGAAAGUAUGCAAAUAAAAACUCAGCAGCUGGGACGCGAGGGCGAGCGGGGCAGGGCGUCAAAGCUAUAGCGGAUCCGGCCUCCAUGGACCGUGCACAAUGCUUCAGUGAUCACGCUAAGGCUUUCGACGCAGUUUUCUUCAUAUCGGCGUCGAGGAAUGAAGAUGACAAGGGCAUCUACGUGAUUUCCGGCUGCGAGAGGAGGCCCAUGGGCAUGUGCAACGCAUUAUUCUACAUAGGGUUGCCUGGCAAAGGUCUGCUCUGCAGCAAAAGGCUUCCAGACACAGUUUUAUUCGGUGCUCAAAUUGGCGAGUUCGGAGCUGAAGGCAUCAAGAUGACGCCGGUGGAGCCGAUGACCAAGUGGGCUGUCACAUACAAAGGGCAGAUGUGGCUACAGAACGAGCCCGAUAAAUUCGUGGAUGUGGAAUUCCAAGGGGAGUGGCUGGCCACCAGCAAGUACUUCGACUACGACUGCGACCUGCACCCGCCGGCCGUCAUCCGCUCCAUCGCCAGGGAGAAGUGGAGCAGGGCCUACUUCCAGGGCUUGAAGACAGCACAUCAGUCCCAUUACGAACAGUUUGGUGUAUUGAAAUGCCAAUUCAAAAUAGACGGCGAAGCCUUCGAGUACUCCUUGCCGUCUUUCAGGGAUCACAGUUUUGGCGUUACGCGCGACUGGAGUCUCAUGCAUCGGUACGCUUUCCAUCACAUCUUCUUACAAAACGGCAUCAAUAUCAGCGUCGGAGUCAUAUGCCAGCCGUCAACUGCCACGACUUUUGAAGCGGGCACGAUAGCGUUACCGAAUGGCCAGGUUCUGCCCAUCAAAUGGGUGGACUUGCAGCUUUACCAGCACGGUGAAGGAGGCUCCCCACCCAAAGACUACGCCUUCAGGUUCCAAGCGGGGAAACAGGUCUAUACGGUCCAGGUGAGUGUAGAAUACGAGUCAGUCCACUACGUCUCGGAGGAAUGGGAGGCUCGCAUGGUGGAGCGGUUCUGCAAGUACAUGGUGAACGACGUUCCCGGGCGAGGAGUGUCGGAGUUCCACUACCGGCACAAGGACGGCCGCCCGGAGACCUACGCCAAAAGCGACCCGGAGUGGUACAGGAAAAUGUGCCAUAAGAUUUAGCUGUUAAAACAUAUUGUUGUAUUUCAUGUACCAUCAC